CCACGCUCAACCGCUCACUUUCCUGCACCGCGCUCGUCGUCCGAGAGAUGAAAAAAAAUUGACUGUGAUCAACUCCCCCAUCUCCGUUCUUCAUCAACCCAUCUCCGCCGUCCGCCUCGCCAUCGCCAGCAUCAAACGCCUCGUCGACUGCGCAUCCGUCACGACGUCGCUACCGAUGCCUCUGGCUCCAUUGCAGCAGAACCGGAACCACGUCGCGUGCGUUGUGACAUGAAGCUUUCGCAACACUGGCUCCAGCCUUCCUCGUUAGCUCGCACAGGCAGAGUCCCGCCGUCGCCUCCGCCGCCCGUGCUGCUGCCGCUGCUGGUCGCGACCCGCCCCCGUCGCGACCCACACGCCUGCACGAAACCAUCGUCACGAACACCGCCGUCACCACCACCACCACCUCCUCCUCCACACUCAUCGACAACGACAACAAAAACAUCACUCUCUACCACCGCUCCAUCGUCGGUGGGAUGAGUUCGGCGUUUACACCGCUCGAGGCCUUGCUACUGUUCCAAUACCUGUCAAACUAUGGCGUCGCUCCCAAUGUCUUCACGAAGAUCUCGGACCUACUCACAAACGAUGACCAGAUCCGCCGCAGCUCCUCGUACGAUCCCGCACGCCUCACCCCGGACGCCCUGCGCGACUUCUACCUCAAGCUGUUGAAGGAUGAGGCUAGAAGUGAGAUGAGCGCUGUCGACGCCCCUGCGGGUUCCGCCGCCGCUGGCACGACGAAUGGCGAGGCCUCGCAGUCUGGCUCUAGGAAGCGUAAGGCUCCCAGCCCGAGCUUACCCACCAUCCAAGAGGCGAGCAGAGAUGCCCAUCUGAUCCCACAGCUGAUACGCAAACUGUACGCGCGCUACCGCGAGCAUGCUAUCAUACAGAUCAGGGAGGACGAGCGAAAGUACGAGCGCCUGCGGAAGAACAUCAGCGAGAUCAAGAGCGGCGCGUGGGACGAGAGACUGCAGCGCGAGAUAGAGCGUGGAGACUGGGACCAGCUUCUGCAGCGCAAGGCACAUCGACCCGAGAAUGGGACCGCUGACGCUUCACUGCCAGAGUCCGUCAAUGGCGCCGUGAAGCAGCCUGCCGUGACGGCGCAGGAAAAAGCGUGGAAACGGGAAUCGGACGCGCAUUUAUCUACAACAAAGGCCAGACCCUCGACACCGACUGUCUCCCCGCAUCCGGCCCGGCCGCUGUACCAGCAGUCGCAACCGCAACCACCCCCAACAUCUUCCCGCUCGGCAUCGCAGUCGCCCAUGCAUCCUACAUCUGGCCCCAUACAGCAAGCCCAACAUGCGCAACCACAACCAACCCUAGCCAUCAGCCCACGUCCUCCAGAGUCUCGGGCGUCCGCCAAACCCUCUCAGUCGCCUAUGUUGCCACCCCCACCGCCAGCCCAAGCCGGCCAACCAUACUCGUCAUACCCGUACGCGAACAAUGGCCAUUCGCAGCAGCUUCCAUCCCACACUCCUUACGUGCCUCCGCAUGGAACCGCGGCCCAGGGCCAGCAAGGCUCUUCGGUAGCUCAGCUCCAACAACUCGGUCAGCACCCGUCGCCGCAUCCACCCUCGCACCAAGGUGUGCAUGGCGGCGUGAUGCUGCAGCCGUUCGCCGUCGCACCGCAGACGCCCACGGGCUCACGACAACAAAGUCAGAUGCCGCCAGCCGCGAGCAACGCAAGACCAUCUGCCGCCUCGCAGAGCCAAAUGCCACAGCCCUCGGCACACUCGGGCGCCGUUCUGAGCCCUUUUGAUAUAGCUAAGCUAUUAGCUACUCCACUCACAUUAAAGAAGCCUCAGUUUGGCCCCAGCGCGCCGUCACCGUCUAAGGACACCCAGUGGAAGUCCGUGGGUGGUCGAGCUGGUCGACCGCCGCGGAGGUCAUCACCAGUUCGCCCACAGUCGCGUAGCGUGUCUCCCAUUAGCGAACGCGCUACGUCGCCACCACCUGAGGAGGAUGCGGCACGAAGAUCACGACGCGGAAAGCCAGCGCACGACAACUCCGCUCAGUCACGCAACACCAGGAUUAGGCGGGCAAGGGGAGCCAGUACGACGUCGUCGGUGCCUGGCAGCUCUGUCCGAGGCCGGACGCGAAGCCAGUCUGUCUUGUCACAUGUAGAGGAUAUGUCCAUGGCGGACGCCGCCUCUGUUACCGGACGCAGAGUCAAACCGGAGCCUUCCACGCCGAUGGAGAGUUCUGACUUUGUUCAUCCCACCAUCGAAGGCACUCCGGGAGGCGGUCAGACGACACGCAGAGGCGCAGCCACCGGAAACAACAAGCGCAAACGCGGUACCCGCGAAGACUCUGACGCCAGCGAUGUUCCCCCUGCGCUUCUCCAUCCUCGGCAGGACAAGAGCGUGGUGGUUGCCAACAAGAACUUCAGCCGCUUGUCGGCCACCAUCAUGAACGACAUACAGUCCCACAAGCACGCCUCGCUGUUCAGCAACCCGGUGCGUGACCGCGACGCAGAAGGCUACUCUAAGAUCAUCCGACGUCCUCAAGAUCUCAAGUCCAUCCGUGCGGGCAUAACGGCCGGCAACCGCGCCGUCAAUGCUGCAACGGCCUCCGAGUCGUUCGCCUCGUUCACAGCCUCCCAGCCUCAUCGAGACGCGGGCGGGAUCGUGAUGCUUCCCGUGUCUGAGGAGCUCGUACCUCCAAAGGGCAUCGUCAACUCGGCGCAGCUAGAAAAGGAAGUCAUGCGCAUGUUCGCGAAUGCGGUGAUGUUUAACCCGGGCAACGAGGACGUUGUGCUGGACGCGCGGGAGAUGGCCCAGAGCGUCGAGGCCCAGAUCACCAAGUUCAGGGAAGUCGAGCGCAGCAGCGUUGCCGCUGCUGGACUCACUUUCUCCGGUAUGGUCCCGCCACAAUCUGGUCCGUUGUCGGAGAGCGCUGCGACUGGAGGAGGCGAUGGAUUCGAGGAGCAGGAGGAGAUGGAAGAGAGCAGUGUUGGCAAGCGGAGGAAAAUCGGGUGAGACAUGCACAUGAGGAUUGCGUGACUCGCCAGCUGGGACGUAGCUUGGCUCAACAAAGCGGAGAAGUUGAAAUGAUGCACAUCGAAGCAGAGCGGCGCGGUGAGACCGGGUUGAUACAAGAUUCUGUCCAAUGUAGACGUUAUUGUUGCAGAUGUCCCGCCAGACAACCAAAUGGUAAUACAUAUGUUGAGGUGA
Messenger RNA from Verruconis gallopava, 3167 nucleotides. RefSeq lists its product as uncharacterized. NCBI's taxonomy places the organism in Eukaryota, Fungi, Ascomycota, Dothideomycetes, Venturiales, Sympoventuriaceae. Gene Ontology annotation, cellular component: NuA4 histone acetyltransferase complex. The transcript has a single exon. The coding region runs from base 474 to 2972 and encodes 832 amino acids. Gene Ontology annotation, molecular function: protein binding. The record is from RefSeq and is a predicted model, not a curated record.